Molecule: messenger RNA, 1500 nt
Organism: Prunus armeniaca (apricot)
Lineage: Eukaryota; Viridiplantae; Streptophyta; Magnoliopsida; Rosales; Rosaceae
Source: the annotation of a GenBank genome assembly
AUGGACUUAGUCGGUAAGAAGGCCGGAUCAGUCACUCCUGUGAAAGACCAACAUGGUUCUCGAUCCAAGAGGCAGGGAAACUCGAGAUAUGCCGAGAAUUUGAACCCUAAUGUUUCUCCUGGGCCAAAACCCACGGCUUCCCCCGCGACGAAAUCGACCAAGUCCCAGAAAUCGGCCCCAAAGAACCCAAACCCGGUUGUUCAUUCACCCCGGAACAAGAUCCGGGAGAGGAAGUUCGUCGUGGCAAAGAAGAAAUCGAAGAAAGAGAACCCAAAUGUUGCUUGUAAAUGCAAAGAGAAAGGUAAUUCCAAGAAGUGUCUCUGCGUGGCCUAUGAGAAUCUGAGGGCGUCGCAGGAAGAGUUUUUCAAGAACCGGAACGAUGAAUCGGAUAGUUUGAAGGAGUGUGAUAGAGCUGAGCGUGAACUCGAGGAAGAGAUUGAGAAGGGUUUGAGGAUUCAAGAUGGGUUGGAGGGCUCUGCGAUGAACGGGUCGGGUGAUUUUGACCCGAGUGAGAUUGACCCGUCUGGUGAAAUGAGUUCUUCGACCUUCAAGAGAAGGAGGGACAAGUUGUUGGAGGAGGCAAGGAAGAGUGUGCCUGAGCGUGGGAAAGUGAUGCACUUGGUUCAGGCCUUUGAGAAACUCCUUUCGAUUCCCUCGAAGGACUUGGAUGAGCAGAAGGAUGAGGAGGAACCAGAAGAUAAUGGCAAGAAGGCAGAAAAGUGGGCCUUACCUGGAUUGCAACCUCCUAAGAUGCCUGAAGCACAGGUUUUGUCUUCUUCGUUUUGUCCGUCUGAUUUGUUCUUGACAUCUGAGAAUCUUGGUUUGGAUCGGCGGCCUUCAGUUUCGUCUUCAUGGGAUGGAAGUUUGGGAAGUGUUUCAAGCAGGACUUCCAAUGGGGGGCGAAGGAGCCGAAGAAAUAGCUCUGAAUCAUCUAGCACAAUGGGAGGAAGGACAUGGAAGAAAAAGCAGCUCAGAGCCACUAGCCUUAAACCAUUCAAGCUAAGAACAGAGGAAAGGGGAAGACAAAAAGAGGAAGAUUUCAUGAAGAAGAUACAAGAGAUGAUGAUAGAGGAGGAGAGGCAGCGGAUACCAAUUGCUCAGGGCCUCCCAUGGACAACUGAUGAACCAGAGUGCUUAAUGAAACCUCCAGUAAAAGACAUCACAAUACCAACUGAUCUGAAGCUCUACAGUGACAUGCGGGCAGUAGAGCGAGCUGAGUUUGACCAUCAGGUGGCCGAGAAGAUGAACCUGUUUGAGCAAUACAAGAUGGAAAGGGAGAGACUGCAGAAGUUGGCAGAAGAGGAGGAAAUAAGAAGGUUGAGAAAGGAGCUUGUUCCAAAAGCACAGCCGAUGCCCUACUUUGACAGGCCUUUCAUUCCUAGAAGGUCAAUGAAGCAUCCCACUAUACCCAAAGAACCAAAGUUUCAUGUGCCUCAGCAAAAGAAGAUCAAGUCCUGCUUGUCAUGGAACGAUAUCGGCUCCUACACUUACCAAGAGUGA